Suillus subaureus is the source of this 321-nucleotide messenger RNA. RefSeq lists its product as uncharacterized. The transcript is spliced from 2 exons. Lineage: Eukaryota; Fungi; Basidiomycota; Agaricomycetes; Boletales; Suillaceae. The record is from RefSeq and is a predicted model, not a curated record. The coding region runs from base 1 to 321 and encodes 106 amino acids.
AUGGUGAAAGGAGCAGCUCGGAAGAAGAAGGAGGAAGUGAAGGAACAUGCUGUGGCCAGAAAGGCAGCACAGGCAGCACAACAGGCAGCAGUGCAGGGUGCUGGUGCAGUGGCAUGUUUUACAGGCUCCUUUUCCACCAAGAACAAGGAUGAUCUUAUUGAUAUUGCAGGCGCCCUCCAAAUUUCUACUGCAGGGACCAAACCAGAGCUCUUGAAAGCCAUCAAAGAAUACUUCAAGUCACAUCCAGAACUCAAGACUAAUGAAUGCUUUAUCGUCACUUUUUCCCACUAUCUGUUUGGACAUGAAAAGCUCAUGCUUUGA